CUUCAGCGGGCAAGCGAGCGACAAUGGGGUUCGCCAGGGUCGAUGAGCCGAUCGCCCAUUCGUCGGAGGUGCGACACCACGGGCGACCGCUGUCUGUGUGACACAUUCGCGUCCCGCUGUCCUCGCUACGUGAACCACUCGCGUCGCAGUGAAUAGCCCGCCUUCCACUCUUCGUCAGUCCGCACAGCAUGCUCCGCCAUGCUCGUCGUACUAGUCGCCGCCGCGCUUUAAGCUUCCGCCGGCAUGCCGCCCCGCGGCUCCGCUCAGUCCCCGCGCCCCACCGGUAACUCUCCCCCGUCCGCCCUCGCACUCCCCCUCUUCUCCGCGCGCCCCUUCCUGCUCGGCGCGGCCGUCGCGCUGCUACUCUCGCAGGCGGCGCUGCUUCUCCGCCUCUCCUCCCCGCUCUCCCCCCUCCGCGUCCCCCCAUCCCGCGAUGCGCUCUACCCCAACUCAGCGCCGAGCCUCCGAUCCGCGGAUGCGGGAGGCUCGGCAGCAGGCUCGGACGACGAGGGGAGCGGAGAAGCCGCCGUGGAGUCGCAGGGCGACGGCGACCAGUCGCAGCUACAGUCGCAGCAGCAGUCGCAGGACAUGGGGGCGCUGCGGAAUGUGACGGAAUUAGCGCAAUGGGCGGCGGAAAUCGCGGACGCGCUGGCUGCAGUGUUCCCCGAGAUGCUGGAGUCGCGUGAUUCCUUUCUCCAGCGCCUCUUGAAGCCAUACCCGCAAGAUACACCUGCCCCAGUGGCCACCUGCUCCAUCCCCCAGCAGCGGGACCCUGAUGCGCGCAUGCUGGCAGGCGUGACUCGCAGCAUCGAGGCCGCUGCCAUUGCCCUCGCAUGCUCCAACGCCACCCUCUCGCGCUCCUUCCGCCGCUCACUCUGCCCCGCGACUAGCAACAGCGGUGGAACGAUAGAUGGCAAUGGCGGCAGGAACAGCAGCGCAUUCUCGGCAGGUAAUGGGACUGACCAGCCCGACCCAUACGAUGCUGCCGGCCGUGCCAGGCUGGCCCACGUGCUCCUCUCGCUCCACCAGUCGUCCUCCUCCACGUGGCUCCCUCCCUGGCUCUCUCGCCUCCUGCCCACGUGGCUGCAUCCCAUUGGCUGGAGCGGAGCUGGCAGCAAGCACAGGCCAGGAAGUCAGAGAAGUCAGACAAGUCAAGGCAGUCACACAGGGGAUGAGCGAGGGAGGUGGAAGAGCAGGGGGGGUAGCAGGGGGGCCAGCGGGGGCGGCCAUGAGAGUGCAAGUGGCAGGGGUAGCGUUAGCGAGGCGCGGGAGGGCGAGUGGAGGUUCUUCCUGUCAGCCAUGGCGUUCAACCGUGCUGCUGCCGCUGCUGCUGCGACUGGUGGUGCUGGCGUGUGGUCGGAGCAGUGCCAGGCUGCUGCGUUCUCCACCUUCCAGUGGAUCGAGUACAUGCGGUAUGCGGGUGCAGAGCACGUGUUCUGGUACGACUGUGCUUGCAGCGACGCCGAGAGCCAGGCGACCACCCUCUCUCUCUACUCACAUGCAGGGCUGCUCACCUACCACCGCCUGCACCACAUAGCGCCUCCCCCUGCCGGUGCUGACUACCACUUCGACCAGGAUACCUCCCUCUCGCACUUCCUCCAGCACCACCGCCACGAGUCUAAGUGGGUGGCCUUUGCUGACGUGGACGAGUACCUCUUCAUGCCGCCCGACACCCGCCCCUUCUUCCUCACGCGCCUCCUGCUGCGCCGCCCCUGCGCCGCCCAAAACUCCGGUGCAGGUGGCAGCAGGAGUGGCGACAAUUCUGUGCGGUUAGGCACUGGUGAAGGGGCAGGAAGAGGAAGAGGAGAGGGAGAGGGGAGCGAGGGGGAAGGCGAGAGGCCACACAGUCUACAACCAGUUCUUCAUCGGCUACCCACGCCCUCCCCCGUGCGCCUCACUAUAGAGCGAUUCAUCCACCGCCCGCUGCGCCCGCCCGACCACCACGACCGCCUGCGCGCCAAGCUGCUGCUGCAGCCCGCCGCCGCCCUCGGGUUCCUCUCCAAUGCUCCCCACCGUGCCCUCAUGCACUCGGGAGAGACCUUAGUGGCUGAUCCUGGUUUGAUACGGGUGAAUCACUACUGGGGUGCAAGGGGCCUGCUGGUGAAUGCGAGUGAGAGGGAGAGGGAGGAAGUGGAGGAUGGGUCGAUGGAGGAUAGGAGCAUGCAGGUUAUAGCGGAUGUGAUUAAAGAGAGGUUGAGGUGGGUGUUGCCGGUGCUGCCGGUGCUGUGUGAGAGGGAGGCGGUGCGUGCUGCUAUGGUGGACGCUCGGAGGUUGGCUGACAAGCUGCAGCAAGCAGUGAGGAUGGAAAAUGGGUGAUGAUGAGCAGUUGUAAUUGUGCACAAAUAUUGUGCAUUGUUCACUCUCAGAUGCGGGUCUACACACGUAGUGCAUCCGACAUGAUACCGUAUCUUCGCUGUGUACUAUGUGCAUGUUAAAGAACUAGUAGGAUUCAUUAAUCGUAGCACACCUACCAAGCCU
This is a messenger RNA of Closterium sp. NIES-67, 2478 nucleotides long. The record is from the annotation of a GenBank genome assembly. Lineage: Eukaryota; Viridiplantae; Streptophyta; Zygnematophyceae; Desmidiales; Closteriaceae.